AUGUGUUUGCUGAGAAUACAGGAGAGAGAGAAGGAGCUUCAGGAGUUAAUAGAGGCUGUGGAGAAUCACAAGCGCUCUGCUCAGACAGCAGUGGAGGACAGUGAGAAGAUCUUCACUGAGAUGAUCCUCUCCAUUGAGAGAAGACGCUCUGAGGUGAGGCAGAUGAUCAGAGAUCAGGAGAAAGCUGCAGUGAGUCGAGCUGAAGAACGUCUGAAGAGACUGGAGCAGGAGAUCACAGAGCUGAAGAGGAGAGAUGCUGAUCUGGAGAAGCUCUCACAGACCGAUGACACCAUUCAUUUUGUUCAGAGUUUCCAGUCUCUUUUGGCACAGCCAGUAUCAUCAGAUUUACCCACAGUCACUAUCAGUCCUUUCCUCUCAUUUGAGGAGGUUGUGGAGUCUGUGUCUCGGCUGAGGGACAAAGUAGAAGACUUCUGUUGUGAGGAGUUUGAGAAGACAGCAAGUGGAGUGAAGGAAAUCCAGAUUAUUCCUCUUCCUGAACCUCAAAGCAGAAAGGACUUUCUACAGUAUUACUACAGGCUCACACUGGAUCCCAUGACAGCAAAUCAGCACCUCCACCUGUCUGAGAAGAACAGAGUGGUGAUCUGCAGUGAUAAAGCACAGACACUUCCGUACCAUCCUAAGAGGUUCAGCUAUUACCUGCAGGUUCUGUGUAGAGAGUGUGUGAGCGGACGCUGCUACUGGGAGGUGGACUGGAGAGGAUCUACAGGGGUUUCGGUAGCUGUGGCGUAUAAAAGCAUCAGCAGGAAGGGGAAAAGUAUCGAGUGUCUGUUGGGACAAAGCGAUCAGUCAUGGCGGCUGUUCUGCUCUCCCUCCGGUUACUCGUUCAGACACGGUAAAUCAGAAGCCGAGAUCCUGGCGCUGCCCAUCUCCUCUAGAGUAGGAGUGUAUGUGGAUCACAGGGCAGGAACUCUGUCCUUCUACAGCAUCUCUGAUACCAUGACCCUCAUCCACAGAGUCCAGACCACCUUCACUCAGCCGCUCUACGCUGGGUUUGUGAUUUGUUCGGGAUCAGUCGUUAAAUUGUGCAGCACAGACGAAGAACUGAAAUGA
Messenger RNA from Astyanax mexicanus (Mexican tetra), 1071 nucleotides. Its product is annotated as tripartite motif-containing protein 16-like. The transcript has 6 exons. Gene Ontology annotation, molecular function: protein binding. The coding region runs from base 1 to 1071 and encodes 356 amino acids. NCBI's taxonomy places the organism in Eukaryota, Metazoa, Chordata, Actinopteri, Characiformes, Acestrorhamphidae. The record is from RefSeq and is a predicted model, not a curated record.